Menidia menidia (Atlantic silverside) is the source of this 2732-nucleotide messenger RNA. Lineage: Eukaryota; Metazoa; Chordata; Actinopteri; Atheriniformes; Atherinopsidae. The record is from the annotation of a GenBank genome assembly.
AUGCAUCUGUUCUACCGAGACAAGUGGGAGGUGGAGGGGCUGCAGACUGUGGGGAUCCUCCUGGUGGUCUGCAGCUCCCUCAAACUGAUGCACUUCCUGGGGCUUAUCGACAUCUCUGUGGCAGACAGCGUGGAAGAUGACUUUGAGUUAUCUACUGUCUGUCAUCGCCCUGAAAGCAUGGACAAGCUGCAGGAGCAGACUAAAUUCACCAAGAAGGAGCUGCAAGUCCUCUACAGGGGUUUCAAAAAUGAGUGUCCAAGUGGAGCGGUGAAUGAGGAGAACUUUAAGAACAUUUAUUCUCAGUUCUUCCCUCAGGGAGAUUCAAGUAUGUAUGCACAUUUCCUGUUUGAAGCCUUCGACACAAACAAGAACGGCUCAGUUAGUUUUGAGGAUUUUGUAUUUGGAUUGUCCAUCAUCCUGAGAGGGACCAUCAAUGACCGGCUAAACUGGGCAUUCAACCUCUACGACCUGAACAAGGACGGCUGCAUCACCAAGGAGGAGAUGUUGGACAUAAUGCAGUCCAUCUAUGACAUGAUGGGGAAGUACACUUAUCCCACCAUGCAUGACGAGGCUCCAAGAGAACACGUAGAGAGUUUCUUCCAGAAAAUGGAUCAGAAUAAAGACGGUGUGGUCACCAUAGAUGAGUUCAUUGAAUCAUGUAAAAAGGAUGAAAACAUCAUGCAGUCCAUGCAGUUGUUCGACAACGUCAUCUAAGGAUCUGGACCAGCAGGGAUACUGGCUCCGGGGGUGGGGGUGGGGGGCAGCGUGUGUGUCAAAUAGGAAUCAGGAUUGAAGACAGAGAGAGAGUUUAUGGAUGCGUGAGUGUGUGUAUGUUUAAUUGUAUGGUUGAAUAACGUGCAAGCUUGCGCUUGUGUCACCACUGAGAGCUGUGAGUCCUGAGGGUCCUCCUCCUGGACCCCCAGCGGCAAUUCUCUCACGGACAGGGGAGAUUGUUCGACUUAUGUCGUCUUCACAGAGAACCAUAGUUCUAUCCCAGAGGUCCAGAGGAAGACGCCUCGCAGUAGGCUCAACACCACCGACAUGUUUAACAUUCCCCCUGUUUUAUUGAUUUUUAUCAAUACUGCUGCCGAUGGAGGAACUACCACAGCCCUCUGAAGGCCAAACUCAGAACAAGGAGGCUGUCAACGUUUGUGUAAGAUUAUUUUCUCUCUUUUUCCCCCGUCCUGAUCCUUGGGUUUGUGACGGAGAUCCUGCCUCUGCGCAUCUGGGAAAACCUCCCCGGAGCUGGCCACGGAAAGGAAGGAGUCCAUGGCCACCUGGUGGACGAGAGCGAGAACACACACUUCCUGAACACACUGGAGAUCCAAGCGAUUCUGUUUCAUAGAUGGAGGUUUAAAACUAUUGUUUUCCACGAGGAACUGAUUUCAGUAUCGCAUGAUGAUGUCACUAUAUCUAAUUAUGUAUUUACAGAGAUACUCCAAAGUCUGCUCGUCUGUCUGCUGUUCCUUGUCACUCACAGGUGCCUCACCCUUCGUGUGUAUGUGUGUGUGUGUUAGCGUGUGUGUAUGCGUGUGCAUGUGUAAAAGAGAAAUGCUGUCUAUCUUAUUUAUGUAAGACAAAAUUGGGAUGACACUCACUUCUCUUCAUGGGAUUCUGGUAGGAGAAUUCCUGGCCUUCCAACUUUAACAGUCCUAGCAGUAGUUAUAUGUUGACUGUUGUACUAUUUAUAGCCUCCCCAGUAGUGUGAUAUUCACCAGUAUAACGUGGGGGUUGUAUCACAGUUAAUGAGUUCUUGGCCAAUCAAGUAUCUCUCAAUAUGGGCUGGAAUACAACAGUCGUAUCGUUCUAUCAAAGUACACUCAAAGGGAAUUUCAUAGAUUACAGACCGUAUUUGUGAAUUCUUUGUAAUCUGCAAUUUCAUGUUGUUGUAGCUGGUUCAAUCACUUAAAAACACAAAUCCCAUGCUGAAUUAAAUUAGGCCAAUCCCAUUUCAAAGAAGUAAAUGUGUUUGUGUGCAUCAGCAAUGAGGGACAUGUAUGUUUUUUUUUUUACAAAUCACCACAGUCCUUUUUCUCUACUCUGUGACACCAAAAAGAAAAUAAAAAUUAGGAUGCUCUGUAUUUAGCUGGACAAAAACAAGCUAUCAGAGAUCAAUUACAGGCUAAGUGGCUUGUCUGCACACUGUCCAGACUGGAGCGGAGUUCUGGGUUGUGAACCUUCACGUUAAGGCCCGAUGAAUAUUAAUUUUGGAACCAUUUGUAAACCCUCUCUUGUUUCUUUUCACGCUAGAACUUCUCUUCAAUCUGAGGUAAUGUACCAGAGGCCCACAAAGCUUAAUUAAAUUCAGAACCAAGAGACUAACGUGGAAUAGCAAUAACGUUCUAAACACAGUACUUUUUCUCUCCUCCAGCCUCCAUUCUUCUCUGAGAACAGUGUAUAGGGGUGCACUAGAGUUCAUUUGAAAAUGCACAUUUCCAAACCUGUAAUUUCUUAUUUCUCUGUUCUGCUGAGUCAAGAUUGUUUUCCUGGACCAAAGUGUCUUUGCUUCAGUUGUUUCUGCCAAGAUUUUUAAAGUUGUUUUCCUGACCCUUAGUAAAACCUGUCUGUACCCGCAUGUGCUCUGUCUAGAACAAAGAAAACCUACUAACCUGUUGUACUAACUGUCUAGUUAGCUAGCCUCAGCUGGUUACCUGCAUAUUCAAAAUGUGUAUAUUUUGUACAGAGACAAUAAAAAAAAAUCACAGUUACUAUGCAAAAUGGGCUGAAACUUG